This is a messenger RNA of Lingula anatina, 4252 nucleotides long. RefSeq lists its product as uncharacterized. The record is from RefSeq and is a predicted model, not a curated record. Lineage: Eukaryota; Metazoa; Brachiopoda; Lingulata; Lingulida; Lingulidae. Gene Ontology annotation, molecular function: RNA binding; protein binding.
ACGCAUCUUCAUAGAGCGACAUCUUUUGAGAUCCACAGACAGCGUUGGUGGCAUAGUGGCUUCAGCAUUUAAGGUAUAACUUAAUUGCAUUCAUAUUACUGAACUGUGGCAUAUGAAGCAGAUGAAAAUGGCUCACCUAUAGCCCCUAGACGAAUAGGAAUAAUUCACCAGCUCACCCAAUUUACACUUUGUCUGGUGUGCGAGGUAUUUGUUUCGCUUUGAGCUGUAGUCGAAAAACAUGGCAGAAGGUUCUUCACAAGCAUCUCGAGAUGCGAAAAAGUUAGAUGAACUUGUCUCCGAAAUAACAGUCCUUGAGAACUUGGUAGAGGAUUUGGAUAUUCCGCGGGAGGCAUUUAAGCAUUCAUUUUCCUUGAUUGAUGCAGAACUCACUAGACUUAACCCAAGUGUGCAGUCAUCAGUUAAUCUACACAUACCUGGUGUUCAAGUGAAGAAGCAGUCACCUCAGUGGAAAAGUGGUGGUGUUGCUCGGCUAUCAGCCACACUGUAUCUGCCUGUGAAGCAAUAUCCAAAUAAAAACUUGAUUGGACGCUUAAUAGGCAGAAAAGGUACAACAAUCAACAGAAUUCAGCGUGAAACCCUCUGUAGUAUCACUCUUAAGGGGCAUGGAGUAAGGAAACCAUUUGGUAGUAGUCAACCACAGAAACCUUCUUUUUUAAGUCUUUUUGGUAGACAGCUUGAUAGUGCUGAAGUGACUGAAGAAGGAGAUGAUGAAGAUCCUCAUGUGAUCAUUACCACAAGUUACAUAGGGGAAGAUGCUCACCGUCACCUCCUCCAAGCAGUCAUAGCUGUGAAGAAUGCAGUCUUACCAGAGUUUCCCCCAGAUGCAGACUGUUGGACCAGUAUGGCGCAAGCUACAGAUGAAGAAGAAAAAGAAGAAGAAGAUGGCACAGCAGAAACUUCUGUGGACUCCAAUACAGGGGGAAAUGAUUCUAGCUCGUCUAUGUUUCAUUUUAGUGAAGAUGUUAAGCAAGUGUCUACAAAAUUGUAUGAGAAUUGGAAGAAGAACAUUCUUUGUGAUGUCACCCUUGUUGUCGAAGGUUUGCGUAUUUCAGCCCACACCAUAGUCUUAGCUGCCAUGUCUCCAUAUUUUGAAGCCUUAUUUACUUCAGAGUUGUAUAACAAAAAUGAAGCAGAGAUAGACCUGCAUGGACUUGAUGCCCAGGCAGUGAAAAUUCUAGUUGAAUAUGCAUACACCAGAAAACUCAAGAUAGGUGCAGGCAAUGUUGAAAGUCUCCUAGCUGCUGCUUCCUUCCUGCAGCUCCACUCUCUGAAGGAGGCCUGUGCCCUGUUCAUGCAGAAUGAGCUGGGUCCCCACAAUUGCCUUGGUGUGCUGGAAUUUGCCAAACUCCAUGACUGUACAAGUCUGUACAAAGCUGCUGAGGAAAUCCUGCAGUCCAGGUGCCAGGAGGUGUUGCAGGAGGAAGAGUUUCUCGUCCAUGCCUCGGUGGACAGGAUGCGCCACCUUUUGGAGACUUAUUCUCACCAGAGUUGCCAAGUGAAACCAGAGAUCCUCCAUGCAGUGGUGCAGUGGAUAGAAUCAGAUAUGACAGACCAUAUACAGUAUACUCAGGAAUUUCUUACACUUGCAGGUAUCAAAGCAAUGACACCUAAGAGUCUGGAGGCUUUUUAUGAUGAUCACCCUUUGUUGGCAGCUACUGAAGUGUACCAGUCACUGGAUACUUCUCUUAGGGAUAUGCAUGCACAAGGACUAAGCACUAGGGACACUUCACAAAGCAAUGAAGUGAUAAACGCUGUAAUCCAAGGGGAGUGGUUUUCCAAUAGAAAGAUAUACGACAUCCAACCCAACUUGCGGAUUGGAAGUGCCACUUUCAGAAACAGUCCCACUUUCAGUAGUUUGUUUCCGGAUGUACAACACAAACCCUUGAAUUCCAGCAGGCUUCUGUCCACAUUUACCCUCCACAAUGACAACAUAUACUUUGCUGGGGGGACCAGAGACACUGAUACAUACAAGAACAAUUGGAAAGGGGCAUUUUGUAAGGAUCCUAAUUCCGGUCGGAGCCUCAGAAUACUCCAUGCAGGUGGUUCGGACAACAUAACACUGGAGCAGCCUAAAGUGGAUGCUGGGGCUGCUGUUUUGAAUGACAGAUUGUAUAUUGUUGGGGGUGCUUUACCAGUAAGUACUUGCCGCUCCUAUGGUUACCAUACCAAACGGGUGUUAUACAUGCCAGAAUUGGUGGAAGCUGUGGAUAUGAACUUGGGUCAGGUUCUCUCUGAUGUCCCAGCCUUGAUGACUCCCAGGAGCUGUGCCAGAGCUGCUGCAUUGAAUGGCAGGCUUUAUGUUGUUGGUGGAAGUCAGCUUCUUGUGGAGGAAAAUCCUGACACCACGGUUCAAAAAGGUAACAUGUCUCACAGGAGGGCUGUAUUUGCCGCCCCCACAGUUGUGACAGCAACAGCGAUGUCCCUGAACCAGGCUGAGGCUUAUGAUCCCAGGGAAGGCAAGUGGACAGCUGUCUCUUCCCUUGACAAGCCCCGACGUGGACACGGGCUCCUGAUGUACGAUGAGUGUUUGUUUGCAGCUGGAGGGUACGAUGAUCACAGAAUACUGAAUAGCGUGGAAUGCUAUGAACCUAGGAUGGAUAGAUGGAUGGCAGUUCCCAGUAUGAACUAUGAGAGACUAGGUGUAGCUUUGACCACAUACAAUAACCUGCUGUGUGCUGUGGGAGGCGUCCCAAGUGUGGAGUACUUCAGCGAUAGAGUGGGCAGCUGUAGUCCCAGGAAACUUGGAUUUCCUAGUCUUGAGCUCUAUGACCCAUGGACAAAGACUUGGACGAACUUGCACUGCUAUGAUCGGUUUGUAGAGACAUACAUAACUUCUGCCAUCAGUGCACACAAAGAAAUGAAACUGAAAACCAGGAAACCAGUGCCACCAGUUAAGAAAUCACCAGGUCCUUUCAGGAAUGGGAGAGAGACCAUAGACAUACCACAUCUAGACUUAUCUCGUGGAAGGUUUUUUAGCAGCAGAUACUCUGAUGAAUCAGAUUUUGAUUACGAGGAUGAAUACGAGUACUUGAUGAACAUGGCAGAUUUAGAUUACAACUCUGAUGAUCCUUAUAUAUUUUAAAAUGAUGCAGUCUGUGGCCAAUUUUUUAAAAGCCUGCAGGCCCUUAGAGAUACCAUUGUCAAGGAAUCAAUUGAUCAAAAGCAGAAAUAGUGGCUUGUAACUGAUAAUAUUCACACAAUUUUAUAUGCUCUGCUUAAAUUUUAAUGGCAUUUGACGUGGUAGACCAGUGUUAAUGUUGCAGACUGCUGAUGUAGGAGUCCGCGUAACAGAUGCAAGUGACUGGUUUGUUGGACUCUUGCAAAUGAUGGCACAUGUUGUCUUUGUCCAACUAGAACAAGAUGUAACCAUGGAUAGAUUUUUUUCAGAUAAAUUAAGUACUGCAGAUGAAGUAGGUGUAUUUGUUAAAGUUGUCUAUCAGGUAUUACUCCAACAACGUAGAUAUUUGUAGUAAAACGAAACAAUGUAGCCGUUGUUAAAGGGAAAGACAUUCCACAGCUGGUGGAAUUCGUAGUUUUAAACAGAAAGCUUACCUUAUAACUGAUGAUUGGUGUUUAAAGUUACAAAUGAUGGAAUGAUACUAGUAAAAAAGAAGAAUGUAAAGUUUAUCACAUUAAGAAGUAACAUUUUUUUCUUUUCAUUCAGGGAAACCAUCUGAAUGAUGGGGAAUUAUCAUAUUGCAAAGACAUUUAACAUUUUGUAGUGAUGUAUUCCAAAAUAAACCAGAAUUUGAGUGUCUUAUUACGUGUUUAAGUUUUGAAAAUGGGAUCCACUUUUUUCCAAGUCUACAAUUUUUAAUAAAUUGACAAAAUGGGUCAAUUUCUCGAUUUUAGACCACUGCUACCAAGAAAAAAAUUUAAUAGUUACACAAGAUGCUUUCUGUUUAUACUCUUCCUCUUAUAUUAGUUCACAAGCAUAGCAUGUGAACAAGGUUCCUGGAUCAGUUGAAGCAUAUAAAAGGUUUAAAAAACGAAAAAUUUAAAUCAUCCAUGACAUGACAACACUUUUGCUCAGCUAUAAAAAUUACAAGAGAUUGGUAUCUUUUCAUUUGGAUAUAAGUAAUUUAAAUGCAUGUUCACCUGGUUGCAAGGGUAAUGUCGUGAUCAAGACUUGCAAUCAAACAAAAAUUUCACUUUUAUAGAUAUAUUUACAGACCUUAUGCAGACUUCACAGAAGCAUGCCUCCAAUGAACAAAAAAAAAAAAAAAAAAAA